Molecule: messenger RNA, 1197 nt
Organism: Pichia membranifaciens NRRL Y-2026
Lineage: Eukaryota; Fungi; Ascomycota; Pichiomycetes; Pichiales; Pichiaceae
Exons: 1
Coding region: 1-1197 (398 amino acids)
Biological process (GO): proton transmembrane transport
Cellular component (GO): vacuolar proton-transporting V-type ATPase, V1 domain
Molecular function (GO): proton-transporting ATPase activity, rotational mechanism
Source: RefSeq, a predicted model, not a curated record
AUGGCAGCGGCAUCAGACUAUCUUCUUCUUUCCUUGCCGACCACGUCCGGGUCGAAGAGCUCGAUUUCGCAGUGGCUUGAAGCAAACGUGAAUUCGGGCAAGGUGGAGCUCCGUGAGGUGCAAUUCCCCAGCUUCAAGGUCGGCACGUUGGACUCGCUCGUGCAGCAGAGUGAGGAGCUUGGGAAGCUUGACCACCAAUUGCACACGUCGAUUUCGAAAGUGUUGGAGACGAUCUCGAACUUGGUUAGCAGCGGCAGCGGUGUCAGCGGCCUCGGCAGCGGCAGCAGCAACAUAGGGGCCAACCUGCCAAAGCUGAAGGUCGACGGAAUGGACCCAAUUGAUUACUUCGAGAAGUUCCAGUGGAAACAGUCGAGAUUCCGUCUCGACAAGUCGAUCGAGGAGCUGAUAAAGCUGAUCUCCAACGAGGGCUUGCAGUUGGACUCGGAUCUCCGUUCCCAGUACCAGAUCUACAACAACGCCAAGUCGAACUUGCUGGCGUGCCAGCGCAAGCAGAACGGCGACCUCUCGGUCAAGUCGCUCCACGGCGUCGUGUCGAAGGACGACUUUGUUCUCGGAUCGGACCACCUCAAGACGGUGCUCCUGGCGGUCCCUUCCUCGCUCGAAUCACAGUUCUUGGACUCCUACGAGUCCGUUUCGCCUUUCGUUGUGCCACGGUCCGCACGCAAAAUAUCGAGCGACGCGGAGUACGUUCUAUACGGCGUCACCCUCUUCAAGAAGUAUGAGAACCAGUUCCUCACCGCCUCGCGUGAAAACAAGUGGAUCCCUAGAGACUUUGAGUACUCGGACGAAAUAAUCGAGAAGUUGAAGAACGAGUUCAGCAUCGCUCAGAAGCAGGAGUCCACCCUGAAAAACGACUUGAUGAGGCUUUCGAAGGAGGCCUUCUCGGAGAUCACCAUCUGCUGGGUGCACAUCAAGCUCUUGCGUGCUUUUGUGGAGAGUGUUCUCAGAUAUGGCCUCCCCCCAACGUUCUACUGCUACAUCCUCAAGGUGAACAACGCCAAGGACUUGGGCAAGGCCAAGGCUGACUGCAUUGAGAGGUUUGGCUACCUCGGAGGAAAUGCCUUCACCAAGGACAACAAAGGGAAGGUUGUCAAGGAUAACAGUUUGCAUGAAUAUGCGUCUUUGGUCGACACAGACUAUGAACCUUUCGUCAUAUACGAAGUCCAUGUUUACUAA